AUGUCUCCUUACAUAUUGGUCUAUGGUAAAGCAUGUCAUCUUUCAGUUGAGCUUGAAUACAAGGCAUACUGGGCAGUCAAGAAUUGCAACAUGGAUCUCAAAGAGGCUGGCCACAAUCCCAAGUUGCAACUGCAAGAGCUACAAGAGUUAAGAAAGCUACUAUCUAGGUGGAUUGGGCCAUUCAUUGUGGAACAUGCCUAUCCCCAUGGAGCUGUAGACAUCCAAAGCAUAGAGAAUGGAAAGAUCUUUAAGGUGAAUGGACAUCGUCUGAAACCAUACUAUGAGGGAUUUGCAAUGCAAGUGGUGGAAGAAAUUCCAAUACUCCAUCCCUCUCAGUCAGCCUAG
Messenger RNA from Manihot esculenta (cassava), 345 nucleotides. RefSeq lists its product as uncharacterized. Lineage: Eukaryota; Viridiplantae; Streptophyta; Magnoliopsida; Malpighiales; Euphorbiaceae. The transcript is spliced from 2 exons. Bases 1 to 345 code for a protein of 114 amino acids. The record is from RefSeq and is a predicted model, not a curated record.